CUUUACUGCAUUUAGGGGGCAUAUACCCGACACCCAUUUUUGCGCGAGAGGCAAAGAUCCUGAAAACACGACAGCCAACAUGACUCUGAAUCCAUGAGAAUGCUCUACCGCUGGAGCACCGAAGUCUCGCAACUAAAGAACAAGAUUGCUGGUUGUUAAAAGUUCUGGGCGGGUCUCAAGAAAAUCGUACGUACCCGGUGCAUACCCGACUCGCCUCAAUCUUGCCAAGGCGAUAUUGUAUAUGAGAUGAAGCACUAUGCGACAGGAGUGUGGCUGCAAUCUUGGACCCCUCAAAUCAUCAGAAGAGAUCCAGCACAACUCUCAGACAUGCCUCAAUCGUAUUCGCCGUGCCCGCUACCGCAACCGCCACGUGCCAAAAACCAACGAAUAACACACGUGACGGCAGUCUUCUCCGAUGAAUGGAACAGGCAUUUCAGUCCCAGAAAUGUGCGAUCAAGGAGGCGGAGGUUUCUUAACAGUGGAGAGACAAUAUCAGGGUUCACUGCAAUCUUCUGUGAUGAUUGGAAAGACGACAUGGGCGAGGAGGAAGUUAUCGACGACUAUGUCUGGUCAUCGAAGCGUGAGAGGGAAGAGGACGUGGAAUUCUUUGCUCAACAUUGGGACUCAUCACAACCCAGCUAUAAGAGACAGCGUCUGGAAUCUCCGACCGAGUCUGUGUCAUUUUUGGCCGAAUCACCAGAGCCUCAACUGUCCCCAUCGGCCAACUCUUCCCCUGAGUCUUUAUCAUUUACGGCCCUAUCACCAGAAUCUCAAAUAUCACUCUAUGCCACAUCCCCAAAACCUCAAAUUUACCGUUUUGAUGAAUUUGAGCCAGAAAAGUGGCCAUCACCACCCGGGGACUUGGAGUACAAUGUCGAUUCAAGAUUGAUGGACAGCAGUGAAGAAAAGCUCCUGACACCAGAUAUUAUAUUGCCAGAAGACUUGAUUCGAGAUGUAACAACUUUGGGGCAACCCCUGGACCUUGAAAUCGCAGCUCUCGACCCAGAUCUAUAUCUGGCUUUGAUUUCAGACGAAGCAGAGAAUUCUUCCACGGCGGUAACGAAUCUGAAUUUCAAGACCAGAACGCCAAACGCCAUUUUGCACUCGUGUGAAGAGGUUUCUGGCGAGCAGUGGUCUCAGAUUGAUAGCUCCGAAGUGGAGCCUGAGGGAUUUGAGUUCUGGGACGAUUUUAUGAAAUGUUGUAUGGGCGUCCUUGGAGACCAUAAAGUCAAGGAGUGCCAGAUAAUGGAGGCACCACAGGAGCCGAGAUUCGAGCUAUGUUUUGAAGAGAUGAUAGAUUGUUAGAUAAUCACUGUCAUGGAUCAUAUAUUGUACAUAAUAGAACCUUUGCAACAAAGUGGACUUUCCACUUGUGACAGAAAAAUAC
Molecule: messenger RNA, 1387 nt
Organism: Hyaloscypha bicolor E
Lineage: Eukaryota; Fungi; Ascomycota; Leotiomycetes; Helotiales; Hyaloscyphaceae
Exons: 1
Coding region: 247-1305 (352 amino acids)
Source: RefSeq, a predicted model, not a curated record